This is a messenger RNA of Mesocestoides corti, 1641 nucleotides long. Lineage: Eukaryota; Metazoa; Platyhelminthes; Cestoda; Cyclophyllidea; Mesocestoididae. The record is from the annotation of a GenBank genome assembly.
AUGGACUUUGUAAAGCCUGUUUUGCAAUACCAAUAUACUCCCCGCAUUCAAUUUUAUUCCGAACCACCAUCUCACAAAUUAGAGUUGGAACAUCUGGAACUACUUGCAAUUGAACGGUUAAAGGUCCUUAAAUGCGUUGAAACUGUUGGACAGGAUUUCGUUCGUGGUAGUAAAGAGUAUGAAGAAAGGCUCACAUCUGAACUCUCCAAACUUGGUUCAUUCGGAAAAUCCUUAACUCUUACGUCACAUCAUUCAAAAAAUGUCUCUGAAGAUGUUUUUAGGGACGUAACGUCUCACUUCAUUCUUCAGUUAUGUCAGAGCCCUAUAAUACGAUGUUUUCCCCUUCAGAUUGCAUAUUGCCGCAGCGAAACAAUGCGUCGUUGGUUUAUUCAACAGGAGUCAGAUCUUUUUCGAUACAGAUUCAACUUGGAGCGAGCUGCAUCAAUUCGGGGUCCAGAUACUAUUAGUGAAUUCCUCACUGCAAAUGACCUUAACUUUUCACCCAUCAGUUCUGAAGAAUCACAACCACUUCAGAAUCAACUCUUGGCUGGCACUACUCUUUAUGGUUUUCAUCCAAACAAUGCCACUUACUAUAAAGUGUACUUUACUGAAGUACCUGAUCUCAUCCGUCGUAGACAGGUCUUCCUGAAAGCAGGCUUCGCUUACGUUCCAGACACGGAGCUGGUUACGCUAAUUGUGACUCGUUUCCGUGCGGCCCUGUCUCGCAACUUAUCUCGACUUGGGCUUGCUCUUGUCCCGCGUCUGGCCGAUGAGGAGGCGCGCUUGCUACCGCUUCUAACGAGUCUCUCGAAGCGCUACCUCGGUGAGGAUGAUUUCGGGACAAAGAAGCCCGUCUUCGGCGCCGUCUCCGCUGGUCAGGUGGAGUCUCUCGCCCGCACUCCCGGUCUCUUCCCUCCCUGCAUGUCGCGCCUGCAUGAGGCCCUGUCGUCAAGUCACCACCUCCGGCACUGGGGUCGCAUGCAGUAUGGUCUAUUUUUAAAGGGAAUAGGCCUGCCACUGGACGAGUCUCUGAAAUUUUGGAGAAAUGCCUUUGCUCCCAAGGUCGACCCUGAUCAAUUCGCCAAGCAGUACUCCUACAGUAUUCGUCAUAACUACGGCAAAGAGGGCAAGCGAGCGGACUAUACUCCUUAUUCUUGUAUGAAGAUUAUUUCGUUUAAUCAACCGGCUACAGGUGAAUUUCACGGAUGCCCCUUCCGACAUCUGGAUUUGGAUUUGCUGCGCCAACGCCUCGCUGUCGGCGGCAAGCUUUCGUCUGAUCGCGUUGAGGCCAUCGUCACUCGAGCCAAAGAUAAGCAAUAUCAGCUAGCCUGCAGGGAGUUCUUUAAAGCUGCACACCCCGAGUUGUCUCCUGAGGAUGCGGCUUCUGUAAACAUCAACCACCCAAACCAGUUCUAUGAACUGGCACAAAAGGCCGCCAGGGGGCUUCAGUUCGCAUUAAACGGAGCUUCGGAUGGCUCCUCCCAACGCACGCCUGGUGUGAAAACACGGGCUGUGAAAGUUCCACUAAAUGACCCGCAGAUCAUCAACCAGAGCAGCUCCAUUCUUGACGACACAACUAUCGACGCGGAACUCUCAAAAAUUGAUUCAACCCUCUUGGAAUACUCCUCCAUCGAUUUCUAG